Molecule: messenger RNA, 3334 nt
Organism: Lytechinus pictus (painted urchin)
Lineage: Eukaryota; Metazoa; Echinodermata; Echinoidea; Temnopleuroida; Toxopneustidae
Product: glycine N-methyltransferase-like
Exons: 5
Coding region: 695-1570 (291 amino acids)
Biological process (GO): S-adenosylmethionine metabolic process; one-carbon metabolic process; regulation of gluconeogenesis
Cellular component (GO): cytosol
Molecular function (GO): glycine N-methyltransferase activity; S-adenosyl-L-methionine binding; glycine binding
Source: RefSeq, a predicted model, not a curated record
ACUGGGGAAACUAACAUGUGGGUGUGUGUUUCUGGAGGUACGUUUGACCAGUUUGGACGAAAGGGACGGUCUGAACAAUUUACUAGAACCAAUUUCGAAUGAAUGCCUAUUUUCAUCCUUUAUAACAUUCCCUAAUUGCCCAACGUUGGAACGUUAUUGGCUGACAAGGCAUAAAAGGAAAUGUUUGUGAAUUAGACUUACUGAAGAAUAUGUCCGGAAUUUCAAUUAAGGCUCGGUAUUGGAACAUGCCUUUGUCUGAGAUAUUUCGAUAUUCGUAAGUCUUCAUAACAGGGACCCAUGGGCGACUGUAGAAUUACGUUUACUGUUACAUCAUCACAAAUGUCUUGUGACUUCGACGCAGGCCUCUUGAAACAUAAUAAAUUAAUGCCUUCUUGUGAUGAACAUAACUUGGCAUGAUUUCUUAGGAGCAGACCUUGUAAUUACAGUUUAGGAGAUGCGAUAGCUCAGUCGGUAGAUCAAUCAAGGGUUUCGUAUUCAGUGACCCGGGCUCGAUUCCCAAUUGCUGCAAUAAAGUGCCCUUUGAUGGUAAGGCAUUUAAUUCCUCAUUACCAGGUCCCUCGGAAAGGACCUUAAGCCGUCAGUUCUCCGGUUACUUGCUUACAAGUUCUUUAAAAAAAAGGUAAAAAUAAGUCACUAUAUUAUACACCAUCACUAACACUGUCACUGAACGAUCAUGUCUCAAUCGAUCAAAGUUAUCAACUCUUGUGACGAUGAGAAGGUUGUUCUGAGAUUGGGAGUGUUGACUGAGAGAUCGAAUGGAUUCAAGCAAUGGCUACUUCAUCAUCUUCGAUCUCGUAACUGUAGUCGGGUGCUGGACGUAGCGUGUGGAACAGGAGGGGAUUCUCUUUUUCUUUUGAAGCACGGUUUCCAAGUCGUCAGCUCAGACAGCGCUGAGGCGAUGCUACGCCAGGCAAGGCAUGCCAGGAAAUCAUAUGAGAGUGAACAGCAACAUGGAACCUGGGAUAUCGAGAAGGCCAAUUGGUUGACCUUGAAGGCGGACCUUGGUGAUUAUGGUGAAUUCGAUGCCGUUCUCUGCAUGGGAAACUCGCUGCUUUGUCUUACCGAUCCGACACCAAACUUCGGUCUCUACCGACGCUGCCUUGAGAAUUUCAAAUCGAUGCUCAAACCAGGAGGUGUACUUUUAUUGGACCAUCGGAAUAUUGACGUCAUCAUGGACCUCGGCGAUCCUAUCAACAAGAACGUUUACUUCAGGGAAGACAACAUUAAGAGAAUUUCUUCAGCGAUUGUGCACUCACAUGGUCAAGCAGACGUGGUCAAUUUUACCUUCGAUAUGCUUGUUAAUAGUCACACUAGUGAAGACGUAGAAAAGAUCACAAAUGACCUCGAUAUGUCUCCAGGAAAUAACAACGAGGUAGACAUUGAAAAAGUUUCUGUGCCACUACAAGCAAUUCGAGCUCAGCAACUUGCUACCUUGCUUGCUGAAGUAUUUGGAGAGAAUUGCGAGCGGGCCCUCUACGGUGAUUUCAAGUCAGCUUUCACAAUUUCCGACACGGCAUAUUUCCAACAUGUAAUUACAAAAAAGAAGUGAUCAAUUCGUACAAGAAAAUGGAUCCAACUGUGCUGCACUCGUCCUUUCUGAUGCACAUGGGUACCCGGUAGGAUUGAGUCCUUGAAUGCACUGAGCGCCACUGAUAGAAUGGUGCAUCGCUCGAGCCAAGGAAGGGGUCAUCAUAGUUGCGCUUUGCAUCCUUUGGCCAAAGGGGGGCCAAAGGGCAAUAUAAAUUAUCCAGCUAUUUUUCAUCAUUGUUACAAUAUAAGUUUGACAUAUUUAUUUACCAAUUUAUUUAUGUAUUUUUUUAUUAACUCAUCUAGUCAACUUACAUUUCUAUCAUUUAGCUUACCUAUCAUAUUUCCGGGGAGGGGGGUCUCCCUUAUGGGAAAUAACACACGCACCCCCCCCCCCCCCCCGAGCACGAAUGCUUCCCCUUGGCCAUUAUAGGUCCCUUUGGAAUUUCGUUCCCCACUGCUUGUCAGACAUUGAGAGAUACAGUAGAAAAAAAACUGACCAACUUUUUGAGAGAUUACUAAUUUAUAUAAGUUAGUGUUUUUCAAGGUUAUUUAAGUAUAUAUACCUAUCAUUAUUUUUGGAUUUAGUGACAUCAUGCGUCCCAAUAAAGUAAGGAAGACUUAUGUUAUAUAUAAUAUAAUUUCCUUAUUGUACCUGUAGGCGUAUCCCGCCACGUGCUUUUUUUUUAUUAGGGACUUACACCUUCGUCUGUAAACAUAGACUGUAAUUAUAAAUAUAUAUUUAUGACAAAUUGAUUUUGUAUGCGUUCAUGGUAUGAAAUAUUAAAUGGAUGCUCCGGGCUGAAAAAUACCUAUAUCUAAAUACAUAGAGUAAAAUUCACAAAGCGAAAUGCUGAACAUUUUCAUCAAAAUCGGACAACAAAUAACGAAAUUAUUGAAUUUUUAAAGUUUAGCAAUAUUUUGUGAAAAUAGUUAUAUGCACGUCAUCAUGAAUAUUCAUUAGGUGGGCUGAUGAUGUCACAUCACCCUCUUUCCUUUUUCUUAUGUUAUAACUUGAAAUUAAAUAUAUUUUUUUCAUACAUGUGUGAAUAAUGUGUCUCCUUUAUAAUAAAAAUAAGUUGCAGCAAUGGAUAUCGAAUGCACACAAUCAGUUCUCAAUCCAUUUUUGUUAAGUUCUUGGUAGAAAAAAGAACAAACCUUAUUUCAUAUAAUAAAAUACAUAAAGAAGAAGUGGGGAUAUGAUAUCUUCAAGGUGCUCGUUGAAUAUUCAUGAAGACAUGCCUAGAACUGUCACACCGGAAUAAUGCAAAUCUUUAAAAUGCCACAACUUUGUUAUUCCUAGUCCGACUUUGAUUAAAUUUUCAGUGUUUUGUUUGUCUGAUUUUUCUUUAUCUGUUUAAAUCAUUAUUUUCAGCCCGGAACAUCCCUUUAACAUAUUUGUAAAAUUGAAGAAAUAAAUGUUGUAUAAAUGAAUGAGUAACUAGUAUAGACGAAAACAGAUCGAAAUACAUAUUUCUAAUUUAAUUGAAAAUAAUAUACAGGAAACCCACAUCGUGAGUUAUGAUCAGCCCCAGUUAUGAUUAUAGUUUUAUUAUUGAAAUAUCAAGAUUUCGGAGUAUUUUCAUUUCAUGUCUAUUUCGAACAAUAAAUUAUGGAUUUAUCAUUUAUUAUUAUUAUCAUUUAUUUAUCAUUACUUUUAAACCAUUAAUUUGGUUCCAGACAUUGAGGUUAUGUACCUCCACGAGUGGCCGGAGACUCGCUUUACAUAAGAGGACUGUCAUUAUACAAAAUCAGAAAUAAAAUGGUAUCAUUAUUUUGAAACUUA